Messenger RNA from Penicillium pulvis, 717 nucleotides. RefSeq lists its product as uncharacterized. The transcript has 3 exons. The coding region runs from base 1 to 717 and encodes 238 amino acids. The record is from RefSeq and is a predicted model, not a curated record. NCBI's taxonomy places the organism in Eukaryota, Fungi, Ascomycota, Eurotiomycetes, Eurotiales, Aspergillaceae.
AUGGGCAGCAUCAAGUACAUUCUCUCCCGGGUGGGCACCUGCUGCCCACAAUAUUUACCCAGUAGCUGGGUGUUCUCUACGCGGCCAGCUUCAACCUCAGAAGAGCCGUGGUAUAGCACCGAGAUCUGUCAAUUUGCUCCGCAGACGACUAUCUAUUACGGAUAUACUUGGACCACCGAAGGCAUUACCACGUCAACCCCGAGUGAGAUGAAGCCAGGCGGCCUUAUCAAUGCAUAUGGCUUGGUCGUCGCUUGGCAGGAGACUGAUAGUAAUGAUCCGGCCACUGCUACGGCCACUGCCAGCACAAGCAGGACUAUACCAACUUCGAAUUCAGAUCGUGCCACUGCCACUGCCACCACAGAUACGACUACACCGGCUUCGAAUAUAACAUUCGAUUCAUCGGGCUUAUCUACUGGUGCGAAGGCUGGGAUUGGCGCAAGUAUUGCCGUCGGGGUCAUUAUGCUCUUGGCCUUACUUGCUUUCUUUCUCCUACGUCGGCGAAAAAAGCAACAAAGGGCCUCAGUGGCCGUGUCACCACCCAGACGCCGAAUACGUCAUGCAAAUCCUGUUGAAAUCGAUUCUGCUCAAAGUAGAGGCCCUGAACUAGGCUCAACCCCUCUUUAUGAAGCUGAUGGUCAGAAACAGAGUCCUUAUCAUCCCUGGGUCGUUGAGCUUGAUGGGACCAAUGAUAAACACGACAGGCUUUGGAAAGAAUAG